Messenger RNA from Papilio polytes (common Mormon), 2753 nucleotides. RefSeq lists its product as uncharacterized. The transcript is spliced from 13 exons. The record is from RefSeq and is a predicted model, not a curated record. Lineage: Eukaryota; Metazoa; Arthropoda; Insecta; Lepidoptera; Papilionidae. The coding region runs from base 219 to 2705 and encodes 828 amino acids.
UGGCGUCGGUACAUCUGUCAUAUUGUGUACGUUGUGAAUUUAUGCUGUCAAAAACAAAUCUUGUUUUGCGCUGUGUGAUUUACAAGACUGCUAUUAAUAAGGAUACAUAUCAUUAACAAUUGCGUGCAUAACUCUAUAGUUAACGACAUGAAGGUCGACCGUUGAAAGCAUAUCGCUAUUACAAUAUCUGUACUUCGACUCAGAUAAAUAUUUAAAAUAUGACUUCAAAUAGAGAGGAGGGUCCUGUUUAUUACAGGGAAAUCCAGAAGAAUUCCUUCCUUAAGAGGAUACCAAAUGAUGUUAAUAACAGUAAACUAAGGCCUCUUACACAUAAGAAGCAACAACUCAAACCGAUGUGGACAUUAUUCUGUGUACAUAAUGGACGGACACCGUUUUUAGAACAGUAUCCCGAGCCAGAUUCUCCAACAACCUUAACACAUCGACCAACAUGGAGGGUAUGUCUAAAGUCAGCGAGACAUGUAACGGCCAGCGUUAAACCUCACACUGGUGAUGAAUAUGACUUCCUGAUAGAUACAGACCAAGGUCCUGUGAGAAUGUUAGCUCCGGAUUGGGAUUCAAUGCAGGAAUGGGUGACCACCCUUAGGAACAAAUUACAUGAACUGAAGAUCCUGGGUAAGGGUGAGAAUGUGUACUGCGCGGCGCCGGUCGCCCCCGCCCCCCGCGCGGCGGCACGGGACCCCACCUCCCCCCUACCCCCAACACCACCUGUGCCUCCAGAUAGAGUACCAGGUAUUGAAUUAAACACACAAACCAGACAACCGGAAACCAGUGAACAAACUGAACCAACCGAAACCGAACCAGAAACCCAAAUAGAAACAGAACAGGAGACCGAAGCAAUUGAUAUAUCAAAUUGGGAUGUAACAUUACCUAGUACCAGUCAAAGUGAUCCUAAGAAAAGUGUUACUAAAAUAUGUGGUCAAAAUAUAUGUUUGGAUGAUUCUAUAUUAAAAAGGAAUACGGAAAUAACAGAUAGUGAUGAAGAGUUCUUCACAGAAAUAGAUAGGAUUCACGAAUCUAUGGAGAAUCUAUCGAUUAAUGAAAAUAAUUACACACAAAGGGUGGUUGUUACUAACAAUAGUGAAAACAAUGGUGAAGAUUCACAAAGCCUACCCCAAAGAACGAAUGUAACAGUAAUUCAAGUCUCCAAUAAAGGUCCUCCGCACACAGCCAUUCCAGUCCUAGGUCCAGAAACUGAUGUUUUUGACUUCAAUUUUAAACAAAACGUGACAGUUUCACCUGACACUGGUCAAAGUGACCAACAUAGCUUUAUAAAUAUAGUCAAUACUGAAAUAAACGUUCAAAAUACCAACGAAAAUGACUAUGGGACGAUAUUCUCCAAAAACGAUGAUUACGGCCAUUUAAGUUUGACAACCACUGUCAGUCUGACAGGAGAAGCUGUCAAAGCGACAGAUGACAUCUACGAAAGAUUAUGUAUGGCGUCCACGUCCAGAGACAAGCCGACGUCGCCGUUGCCAGUUAAUAAAAUUAAAAAUAUGGACAAAAUCAGGAAAUCGUCUUUACCUAAUUUGGAAUUAUCAUCGGAAUCUGAUUAUGAAUAUUUAUACCCUAAUACUAGUCGGAAUAGGAAUAAUACUACUAAUGUUACUUUAAAUGUGACUGAAGAUUCUACUAAUGGUCGUUCGGAAGUUAACUCGAACGAAACUCGAACGAAUGUGACGAAUGCUAUACAGUCUGUUAGUAAUUUGAACCCUAAUACAAGGGUGUUAAGAACCAAUGUUGAAAGAUCUCAUAGUCAGAACGCUUGUGAUGGUGCUGGAAGAUUGAAAGAAAAUUUGUUAAGAAAAGUACAUAAUAGUCCGAAGAGAGAAGCUAAAAAUGAUAAAAAUGAGGCCCCCAAGCCAAUUUGGAAGCGUGGUUUAACAGAGUUGUCUUUGUUAAGUCGGCUGAGAGGUUUGGGUCAAGGAAAGAGACAAGAAAGUCCGACAAGACAAGAGGAACCAGGAGACAGGGUAACGUCUCCAGUCAAAGUUGUACAUAGAUCGAGACCUCAAGGUAGAGUCGACAGCAGUAGGAGAAGAAGUAACUCUCUCAGUAAUGGCCAGUCACCCCCAAACCCCCUAUCUGCGGGAUCGAUGGUCCCAUUACGCGCGCGCCAGGCGGCGGCAUUACGUGCCGAGCAGCGCCGGGGGGCGGCUGUCGCUACAUCGCUCUCUGUCAGAGACCCCCCGAUAUUUGUGGACUACGAGCGACAUGUGUGGAUAGGUAGAUGGGGCGUGGCGGGGGCGCGCUGCGGCGGGCGCUGCGGGGACCGCGUGGCGGCGCUGUGCGGCGCGCAGCCCACCUCCGCCGCGCACGCGCGCGCGCUGCUCAAGGCCGCGCACUCGCCGCUCGUAGAUAUAUUAUUCCACCGGGUGCCGCUCGGCAAGAUAUAUGUGAUAAGCAAAAGAGAUAGAGAAAGUAUAGGUAUAAAACUAGACGGGGAGUGUUCGAUCAGCGCAGUGGAGGGGGGCUCGGCGGCGCGCGCCGGCCUGCCGCCCCCCGGCAAGUGGGCCGUCACUGAAGUUAACAAUAGACCGAUAGAUUUACUAAAGGGCGGUGAAGAAGAAAUGACCCGUCUAAGUAUGCACGGUACUGAAGUGUCCAUAUUAAUACAGCCCGCAGCUUUUGUGAAGAAAUUACGAGCAGCUAUCAAAUCUAAUAAAUCUUUAUUAACUAUAAGAUAAAGUUCAAAAUUAUACUAUUUUAAUUAAAAAAUUUAAGCGCCUGUUCCA